GGCGUGCACAAUUCCAGUGUUCUGCCUCCCUCCCCGCGAACGGCUGCCGCCGCGCCAGCUCCGCUUUACUCCCGCGCUGCUCCCGCAAAUCCCGCCGCCGUCCUCGCGGCCGCUUCGACCCCGGACACCGCGCCAACAACGAGCGCGGAUGGAAGGUUGCCGCGCCAGCAACGCCCGCGGAUGGAAGGUUGCCGCUCCCGCAAGCUCGGCCCGCAUCGCCCCCGCACUUCUCGCCACCAACGACCGCGGAUGGAAGGUUGCGGCACCAAAUCGCCGCUCCCGCAAAUCAGCAUCAGCCGCGAAGGUACAACUGCUCCUCGCCGCUCCCGCAAAUCAGCCUCGCGGCCGCUUCGCCCCCACACUUCUCGCCACCAAAGACCGCGAAUGGAAGGCCGCGCCCGCAAAUCGUGAAUCCGCCGCGCCAUCAAAGCCCACUGACGUUCAAAUCAAUCUCGGCAGUGGAUGCUCCCGCGGAUGGAAGGUCCCAGAUCUCUUCUCGCCAUUACCGCGCCCGCCCCCUCAAUUCCCAUAUCUCCUCUCCAUUCUCUCUGAACGUCCACUGCCGAUUCCAUUCUCUCGGUUCUUAAAAACCCCUAAUCGAUCCAUACGCCAGUGAAGCCACACGUCGCCAGUGGACACGGUGCUGAAGGUUCUGGCAGAAAGAAGACCCACGACAUCUUCAACACAGAUAAAUAACCUGUUUUUUACUUGUAGUAACCCUGAUAACGUACCGAAAGAACUCCCAAGUGAUCUUGAAGAACUAUACCUUCAACGGCAAAAUCCAAGUAGUUUGUUGUUUCAUCUAGCGAGGUGUCUGUAAGAAGGAAGGGAUAAGGCGUUUGGUUGACCCGGACCGGACGACAGGACACGGUCGGGGGUUCGCUGCAACGCAUCGACGGCUUCCGCAGCUUCUCAGGCCAAGGCUACAAGGUUUUGAUGGAACCGGUCGUAUUGAACCGUGAAAGAGCCGCAGCUGACCGCCUAAAACGGAUGCCUAUCUUCAGAUUGUUCGACGACUACCGUGAUGAAGAUUUUUAUUAUGGGCUUCCGCGGAAAUACAGUAUUGUCGCUCGGGUCGAAGUUAAAUUCCCGAUUGAACCACGUUUUCGUGAUAGACAACAUUUCGUUUUGUCUGACAUCAAUGGAGCCAAGAUCGAGGCCAUAACAUAUAUGUAUGAGACAGUCAAACAUUUCGACAAUUUGCUCCAUGAAAAGCAUGUUUACAAGAUGCAUAAUGUGAAGUUCAGUCUUCAUCCGGGUGAAUUUAAUUUUCGUCAUCUAAAUGGUCCCAUGGAAUUGUGUCUUGACCAACAAACUAUCGUGGAGCCAUACACUGUUCCAAUUCAGAUGGCGCCAUUCCCAAAACAAAUACUAUUGAACCUUGCUGAUAUUGCCGAGUUGCCAAACAGGACUUUAGUCGACAUUAUGGCUGUUGUAGUCCACUUGGAUACAAUACAUCGCACAAUGUGGGGCCCUUUCAGAAAGAUUGUGAUAAUGGAUGCUAGGGGAUAUUUACAUAUCAUUAAAGUUUGGGGUGACCUACUAAACAAAAAUGCACUCCGCUGGGCGUUGGCUAAGGAGGAUUAUGGCAUAAUAAUUGGGACUAUGUUUAGACGGUUCAGAAGACAAGAGUGCCUCGAGUCUUCGGAUCAUACCGCAAUACACUUCAAUCCGUUCCAUCACAACACCCAUCAUUUUCGACCAAUCCAAAAAGCUUUGGUGGCGCUGAACAACCGUCAGUUUGCUGUUACAUUUCUUGAAGAAGAAAGGCGUAGAUAGAUUCUACAAAUUCGCAAAGAGCAAUAAUUGGGACUAUGUUUAGGCGUAGAGAGAUUUGAUAGAAUACGUGUCGUACUGUUAUUGAGCAACCAAACGCAACAAGAGGCAAACUUGUAUGUCUAUGAAUCUUGUUUGUAAUACCUAUGACAUGGGUUUAAUAAGAGAUAUUUUGUGAA
Messenger RNA from Zea mays, 1955 nucleotides. RefSeq lists its product as uncharacterized. Bases 937 to 1779 code for a protein of 280 amino acids. The record is from RefSeq and is a predicted model, not a curated record. The transcript has 11 exons. Lineage: Eukaryota; Viridiplantae; Streptophyta; Magnoliopsida; Poales; Poaceae.